AUGGAGGCCCAAGCUGCGCGGCGGCGCGACUCGGUCGACACGAUGGUCUCGCUGCUCCAGCUCGACCCCACGCCCAUGGAUCCCAGCACCGAAGAUCUGACGGCAUUGUCAGAGGAUACCCUGGAAUCCUCCACGUCGACCCUCAAGUCACACGGCACAAGCUCGACCUUUAAAUCCAAUGGGACUUCGUCCAGCCUCGGCCUGAGUGGCAUGGGCAAAGGGCCGAUCUACUACCUUACACGGAUCCAGCGCUACUCGUCAUACACAUUCGCUGCCUUUGCCGGCCUGCACCUCGCCAACACAUCGAUAAUACCCUUGAUCUACCAGUCGGUCCCAUACUCGGAGCCGUUCCUACUCAUGGCGCGCGAGAUAUACCAGACUCCCCUCACAGAACCGCUGCUCGUUGCCCUGCCCAUAGUGGCGCACAUAGCCUCGGGGAUUGCCCUUCGCCUGGUCCGCAGGAACGAGAACCUGCGACGCUACGGUGGCGCGACGCCCGGCAUAUUACCCUUGCGGCACGCGCAUACUUCCUCGUCCACGAAAACAAGCGGCAGCAGCACCACCUCGUCGACACCAAACCCGUGGCCUGUGAUAUCAAACAUCUCCAUGUCCGGCUACAUGUUCGCCAUCCUGCUCGUCCCGCACGUGGUGAUCAACCGGCUCCUGCCGCUCCUCGUCGAGGGCGACAGCUCCAACAUCGGCCUCGCGUACGUCUCGCACGGCUUCGCGCGCGACCCGAUCCCGCCCUGGAUCGUAUACUCGCUCAUGCUGGCGUUCGGCGUGGGCCACAUGGUCUGGGGCGCGGCCAAGUGGAUGGACCUCGCGCCGCCGGUGAACUGGCGACGGACCACGAUCGACAAGAAGCUGAGGCGGAAGCGGAGCCGCGCGUGGUGGGGGAUCCAUGCCGUCGCCGCGACGCUCACGGGCCUGUGGGCUGCGGGAGGCUUGGGUAUCGUUGCCACUGCCGGGCGGGCAGAGGGGUGGAUUGGCAAGGUGUAUGAGAACAUCUACCAGUACAAGGGAUGGUAG
Microdochium trichocladiopsis is the source of this 1029-nucleotide messenger RNA. RefSeq lists its product as uncharacterized. The transcript has 2 exons. Gene Ontology annotation, cellular component: mitochondrial outer membrane. The coding region runs from base 1 to 1029 and encodes 342 amino acids. Gene Ontology annotation, biological process: mitochondrion organization; lipid homeostasis. The record is from RefSeq and is a predicted model, not a curated record. NCBI's taxonomy places the organism in Eukaryota, Fungi, Ascomycota, Sordariomycetes, Xylariales, Microdochiaceae.